Ambispora leptoticha is the source of this 348-nucleotide messenger RNA. Lineage: Eukaryota; Fungi; Glomeromycota; Glomeromycetes; Archaeosporales; Ambisporaceae. The record is from the annotation of a GenBank genome assembly.
AUGCUUACGCGUUCAAAAGCCCGUGCCAAAAAUAUUAAUGUUGACGAAAUUAACCAAAUCUCGGUUACUCAGCGAGAACAAAGUUUAGUAAACCCGACUACAAUACAGCAGCAGCAAACUUAUGCUACUGAUAACAAUAAUGAUACCGCGAGUCUAAUUCCAGUAGUACAAAUUGAAAUACGAAAUAUCGAAAAUAUUGAUAUUGAUAGUACCCCCUUAGUUGAAAUUGACACAACGGAAACGAAAAAAGAUGCUUCCACCGUUGUUUCUAAUGAUACCGCGAGUCUAAUUCCAGUAGUACAAAUUGAAAUACGAAAUAUCGAAAAUAUUGAUAUUGAUAAUACUUUA